Anolis sagrei ordinatus is the source of this 2809-nucleotide messenger RNA. It is a transcript of the gene PPM1J, whose product is annotated as protein phosphatase, Mg2+/Mn2+ dependent 1J. The record is from RefSeq and is a predicted model, not a curated record. Gene Ontology annotation, molecular function: protein serine/threonine phosphatase activity. NCBI's taxonomy places the organism in Eukaryota, Metazoa, Chordata, Lepidosauria, Squamata, Anolidae. Gene Ontology annotation, biological process: protein dephosphorylation.
CCGCCACGGAGCUCCUGAAGCCGAGCAGACCCCGCUUGAGGAUGCCGCCAGGGGAGGAGGAGAAGGAGGAGGAAGGAGGAGGAGGAGGAGGCAGAAGCUGCUCGGCGGCGGUUCCCUAAAGCGGCAGUUCCUCCUCUUCCUCCCCGUCGCCUUCCCCCUCCUCCUCCUCUUCGCUCCGGCGGCAGCAUGUUGGGCCGGGUGCGCUCGGCCAUGGCGCAGCUCGUCGGGGGGCUGGGCAGCUCGGGGAGCCCCUCCAACCAAGAGGCAGCCUCGGCCUCCCCUCCGCCGCCCGCGCCCAGUUCCAGCUCGGUUGCGGCUGCUGCUGCUUCUGCUGCUGCUGCUGAUUCCUCCUCCUCCUCGUCCUCUUCCUCCGCCGCCAGCUCCUGCAGACGGGAUCCGGCGGCUCCUCCGCGGCGAGGCAGCUUCUCGAGGCCGGGUUUCCUGCAGCUGACAGCCGAGGAGCUGCUGCAGGCGGACGACCACUCGGGGAGAGCCGUCCAGAGCCCUCGCGAGAGCCGGCGACGCCUGCCCUGGAGCACCGGCUACGCAGAGGUCAUCAAUGCUGGCAAAAGCCAACAUAAUGAGGAUCAAGCUUGCUGUGAAGCUGUGUUUGUGGGAAAAAGAAGAGGCCCAAGGACUAACCCAGCCCCUAAGGAAGCUUCUGGAGAUCUGGAAGAGGGCAGCAAAGGCCUGUGCUUUUAUUACUGGGGUUUGUUUGAUGGACAUGCUGGAAGUGGAGCUGCAAUCAUGGCUUCCAAACUGCUUCACUUUCACAUCCGGGACCAACUGCGGGAUUUGGUAGACAUUUUGCAAGAUCCAUCCCCUCCUCCAAUCUGCCUACAGGAUGGUUCUAGGACAUUUGUAGCAGAACCAAAUAAAGCUCCUCUGGCACAGGAAGACGUUGAGGUCCCAAAUAAUGCUUUGCCACGCUUCCAUAUGGAAAAGGUGAUUUCUCAUGAGAGUUUAGUAGUGGGAGCCAUUGAGAAUGCCUUCAAGCAGAUGGAUAAUCAGAUCGAGCAGGAACGGGUGACCCGGCAAACAUCAGGUGGCUGUUGUGCCCUAGCUGUUGUCUAUCUCCUGGGGAAGUUCUAUGUGGCGAAUGCAGGUGAUAGUAGGGCCAUUGUCAUCCGUAAUGGGGAAAUCAUUCCAAUGUCCCGAGAGUUUACUCCAGAGACAGAGAGGCAAAGGCUACAGUUUUUAGGCUUUUUGAGACCUGAGUUACUGGGAAAUGAGUUUACUCACCUUGAGUUCCCUCGAAGGAUCCAGCAGAAGGAACUGGGAAAGAAGAUGUUGUACAGGGACCAAAACAUGAAUGGCUGGGCAUAUAAAAAGAUAGAAGAAGAUGACCUGAAGUUUCCACUCAUAUAUGGAGAGGGUAAAAAGGCUCGAAUGAUGGCAACUAUUGGAGUGACUCGAGGCUUAGGGGAUCAUGAUCUCAAAGUAUACAGCUCCAACAUUCACAUCAAACCUUUCCUGUCCUGCAUCCCAGACGUCCACAUAUAUGACCUCACACAGUAUGAGCACUGCCCUGAUGAUGUGCUGGUGUUGGGCACAGAUGGUCUCUGGGAUGUCACGAACAAUCAAGAGGUGGCCAAGGUUGUAUUUGAUGUCCUUAUGCGCUAUGAGCCCAAUGAUCCUUGCAGGUACACUAUGGUAGCCCAGGAAUUGGUGAUGAAAUCCCGAGGCAUCCUGAAGGACCGUGGCUGGAGGCUGGCCAAUGACAAGCUGGGGUCUGGAGAUGAUAUCUCUGUUUUUGUUAUUCCUCUGGGUGGACCAGGAAACUACACCUGAACCUCAAGUCUCAAGGCACAGGCUCAUGACACUGGAUUGCAAAACAAACAGAGCAACCUAUUGCACAAAUCAACUUGAAGUCUUCAGUUUCUUGCUGCUGGAACAUUUGCACUCCGGGAGUCUUCUGGAGUGGUUUAGAAAACUGUAGGACUGCAACCUCAGCCCUGUUCUCACCCCUUUCUAUCUUGCUGCAUCUCUUUGGGACAACAGGAGUCAAAGGCCUGGACCAGAUGCCUGUUAACAGCAAGGAUGUCAAAGCGAUCAUCUCUCAGGGAGUAUCCUUAGCAGCCCUCAAGACCAAUGGAAACCCCGCACAUCUAGGUCUGCCUUGAAGUACAUGAUUUUGCCCUCCUUGUUCCCUUGCACUGCAUGGGAAGAUUGUAUAGAAAUGUUGGAACCUACCUGAUCCACUGCAGCAUUUUGGCAUGCAUACAUACUUCUGCCCCAUGGUUACAACGAAGCAGUUGAACUUCCCAUUACCAGGAGCUAAGAACACUUCAUCAUAACUGAUCCGAUUGACAGUUGUGCCUCCUUUCCUUGGAACUAUUGCCUUGCCUCAACAAUCAGUCCUUACUGCAAAUUACUGAAAUAUGUGCUGCUGAUAGGCUAAGGAUUAGCAUUCCUAAGGCAGCAUCUAUAUCUUUCUCUCCAAACUGCUCCCUGCACAGUAGAGGGAUACUGAAUAAGCAUUUAUUUAUUUUUUAUUUAUUUUUUAUUUCGUGCAGGGAUUUCUCACAAUGGUGAACAUUGCUGCAACUUAGCCAAGUGUGCUUAUUUUUUAUAAAGCUACCUCCAAGCUACAAAGGAGAAGUGGGGGUGCAAAAAUAAAAUAUGGGCUAGUUUAAAUGGCUUGCCAUUACAUUUGUUGCAGAGAGGGAAAGCAACAUAUUAUACACAAAAAAAGACAGCUACCUCUAAAAAGGAUAAAAUGGUCAAACACCCUACGUUCUCAGUCUGAUUACUUGAUUCCUUCUGUGAAAAAUCACAUGCUUCUACCAUAAGAAGUUCCACAACUGAA